AUGUCGCCAGUCGACCACACAAAUACCUCUGAUGUUAUGGCGGAUAGCCACGCAUCGCGAGACCUGACGACGUCUGAUUUCGAUCCAGAUCAUGAAGCUCUCGUAUCAACGAGACAGCUAGACAAUAGCCACCGCCAGCGCCUACCAAAUCGUGCAAAGCCACGCGACGUGCAGACAGAUCCGGAAGCAGAACCAGACUUCGCCAUCGACACGUCAGCUCUUCACCGGGCUUUUCCAGACUUCUCCGACGCAUCCAGCUCAGAGGAGGAAGAUGAUAUCUCUAUAGAAAUGGGACGGGGAGGCAAGAAACCCUUGCAACGGUUAGAUGACUCGAGGGAUUCGGUCAUGAGCGUUGACGACAGUCGAUACUCUGCAUCACCAGUGGUUAGGGGAGAUCGUUUUAGCAAUUCUCCCCACAGGGCUGCUCUGCGCUCAAUCCCAAAUAGGGGAUUGUCAGCGAGAGAUAGCCUUCGCAAGGAUGCCCAGAUACGACGCGCCAGUCUCGCUUUGAAAAAUAAUAACGUCCCUCAAGACGCAAGGAAUAAAAGCGGGAGCCAGCGGCGUACUCUGUCCGAAAUGCACGCGAAAGCCAGUGAAGCGUACGAUGGGUCAUACGUUAGCGAUGAACGACCGGCAAAUAUCACAUCUACUACGAGAAAUACUCGUUUCGGCAGCAUGCGACAAGGUGCUAAAGUCGUGGAUGCCGUCAACAAAGCAGCUGGCAAACCUUAUCUCAAGCAUCAUGAUGCAGACGUAGAUCGUGGAGAGCUUAGAAGACAACCGGUUGCGAAGACCGCCGAAAAUAAUGCCACUGCGGACAAUCUUACUCACCAGUCCUUUGCUCUUCCUGAUAUACCGAAUCUCUCUGAUCUCGUCUCCGGGAUUUAUGAAGAUGGAACGCCAAAGGGACGAUCGCGAACGACACGCUUCACUUCACCUCCCGCUGUAGGAACUGCUCAUCGCCAGCGCCAUGAACAUUUCCCUCUUGACUCUAUCCCCGUUCCGGAUGACGAAAAGGCCAUUUUUAUUUCCUUGAAAUUGCUUCAGGAAAAACUUGAAGCCCUCCAGAUGGACAAAUCCGAUAUGGAACGUAGACUUGAAGAAAUUGAAGAAGAGAAUAUGAUAUUGAAGAGUGAAAACACUCGCUGGCAGAAGCAAGAUAAAAACUUGAGAAUGUAUGGCGGUGAUGAAGAUAUUAAUGAUGGAAGAAGAAAUGGCAACCAUUCUGUUCAAAGGAGUAGAUUGGAAGCAGCCAAUUCGGCACUUCAGAAUCGGUUAGAUAUCUUUACCCGCAAAAUUUCCAGCCACGAGACUAGAAUUCAGCACUUGAUACAAGAACGCGACUCAGCCCGGACCCAAUUAGGCGUGGCUUAUCUCAAUUUGCAGGAACUGAAGUUGGAAAACGACGUGUUGGGACAGGAGAACGAUGAACUGAAGAUUCAACUUGAAUCGCUGACUGAGUACCCCGAAGCAACGUAUGGCAAACAACAUAAGCAGACUCACGAUUCCAAGACAAUUGGUCGAGGCAUCGCCACCAGAGACCAGAUCGAAACAACGGAAACUAAUCGAACAAGGCCAGCUCGAGCUGUUGAAAGUCUGGACGCUGAUGCUUCAGUCCGCAAAAAUGCUGUUGAUGCACAAAGGCAAAACUCACAUAACAUUCAUACCCGACAACAGAAGCAGACUGAAUAUGACGAGCUAUUCUCUCUCGACUUGUCCCAUCUUAGUGUGCAGCAGCACACUAGACAUACGAAGACACGAGCAAAUACCACCGAAAAGAAGCUUCCCAACACCAGCAAACAGCGUACCAAGAAACCUAUUAUUGAAUAUUCCGAAGAUAUCGAGCUGUCGGAGGGAGAAAUGGGGACGGAAACAAGAGGUUUCCGUUACCGCAAUGGACCAGCCAACGAUUUAACAUUUCUUAGCUUCAUUGACGCCAAUGAGAUAGCCCAACUUCGCAAAACACUGGAGGAGGAAAGGGUUGCCCGUAAUAACCGCCUCAACCGUGACUUUACUGAACAAAGCAAAAUUAGCAAUCUCACGCUCAGAACGUCUGGGAACUUUAAGCAAAGCGCACCACUGAAGUCAUUACUGAAGAAUGCUGUAUCUAGAGACGGGCGCACGGUGACAGUUGAAGUGCCUGGUGUUGACAUCACGGAGCAAGGGGCGGCUGCGAAUACCACCAGAGAUUUGUCGCAGCGCAUUGACACCAGACGCCGACAGAAAAGGACAGAGGAAAUGACAUCAGCGUUCAUUCUCCCUGAUAUUACGAUGCAUGGUGUUACCGCUAAACCUGGAGAACCACUCAAGUUGUCAGAAGCUGCCCAGCGUGUUUUGGAUGAUGUCGCGCAGCAUGAUGGGAAGAACUGCUCAGUUUGCAAAAGUGUCAUGAACAAGAAUUCCACCCAUGAUCAUAGUGGUGAAGGACAUGACUCCAUUAAGGUCUCUAAACCCAUCCCUGUCUCCGAUCGCAUGCCAGAUCCAUCGCCAUAUAACGAAGAGCCUACCCUCCGUCCGUCACAGCCACCAGCUGUGGCUCUUGCUGCCGUUCUAAAAUUGUUAGAAGACGAGCUGGCACAUCUGAAAAUGCGACUUGCUCUUCAACAGACAGCAUUGAACAAACAUGAUGCGUCGCUUGGCAAGAAGCAACGAAAGUCCAUACUCCAUACAAUUGAGGCUAUUUUAAGGGAAAUCGAUAUGAAGUCUGAUCAGAUUUAUGCUCUCUAUGAUGUUCUAGAGGGCCAGAAGGAAAAUAGCCACGAGAUGACGCAAGAUGAAGUGGAUGUUACAUUGCAGUCUAUUGGCCUUGGCCGGGUCACGGGAAAAGGCGCUAGUGAUUAUACCGACCGUCUUGGGAGAAACGAUCCCAAGGAUAAAGACGCCACGAGAGCUCAUGACAGUGAGGGCGAUAGUGAUUAUGACGAACUUCCGUGGGAAGGGUUUGAGAGCACUGGUGAUGUGACCGGACGGAGUUUCUCCAGAAAAGCCGGGAAGUCUUCUUCCUAACGUAUCCAUUACCAAAAAGAGCUCUCGUGAUC
Messenger RNA from Histoplasma capsulatum G186AR, 3038 nucleotides. RefSeq lists its product as uncharacterized. The coding region runs from base 1 to 3006 and encodes 1001 amino acids. The transcript is spliced from 3 exons. Gene Ontology annotation, molecular function: microtubule binding. NCBI's taxonomy places the organism in Eukaryota, Fungi, Ascomycota, Eurotiomycetes, Onygenales, Ajellomycetaceae. The record is from RefSeq and is a predicted model, not a curated record.